This is a messenger RNA of Mustela erminea (ermine), 3506 nucleotides long. It is a transcript of the gene FHIP1B, whose product is annotated as family with sequence similarity 160 member A2. The record is from RefSeq and is a predicted model, not a curated record. Gene Ontology annotation, cellular component: FHF complex. Gene Ontology annotation, biological process: endosome organization; endosome to lysosome transport; early endosome to late endosome transport. The coding region runs from base 320 to 3334 and encodes 1004 amino acids. The transcript has 12 exons. Lineage: Eukaryota; Metazoa; Chordata; Mammalia; Carnivora; Mustelidae.
GGGUUGCGUGUGGCGCGGGGCGGGGCGCGACUGGUGCGCCUGAGGAGCGAUGGCGGCGGCCUGAGCUCACCUAGCACGGCUGCGGAGAUCGGGCCUGGUCAGGGUCGGGGUUCUGUGAGUGAACGGCAAAUUUGCCAGUCGGGACUAGGCAUUGAUCACUGAACUCACUACUCCAGCCUGGUGUAUCUUUGGCUCCAUGGCCAGCUACUGGCUCCUGCAGACCGGAUGAAGCAGACUAGAGACACAAGUGGAGAAAACCUCCAACUGGCAGAUUCUUGGAGAGUGGCCUUCUGGCCACUGGCCCUGCCCAGCCUGCCUCAUGGAGAGGAUGAACUGGCUGAGCAGACUGGCCUCCCGGGGCCCUGGGCACCGUGUACCUCAGGGGGCCAGUAUGCAGACUCCUGUCGUGGCUGAUCCUGAGACCUGCCUCAUGGUCUUCAAGAAUCACUGGUCCCAGUCUUCUUUCCUGUUUCUUCAGGUGGUGCGUAUCCUGGAGCGGCAAGGCCCUCGGGCAGCUCCUGGGGGUGCGGAUGAUCUCAGUGCUGUGCGCAACCACACUUACCAGAUGUUGACACUGCUGGUAGAAGAUCGUGCCGUCCCCUCAGCCCCUAUGGCCCCUGGGCCCUUGCUAGAGUUUGCUCUGCGUGAGGACCUGCUAACCCGUGUGUUGGCGUGGCAGCUUCAGUGGGAUGAGCUUGGGGAUGGGGUUGAGGAACGGCGAGCUGAACAACUGAAGCUGUUUGAGAUGCUAGUGAGUGAAGCUCGCCAGCCACUGUUGCGACAUGGUCCAGUUCGUGAGGCUCUGCUGACCUUGCUGGAUGCCUGUGGCCGUCCUGUGCCCAGUAGCCCAGCACUGGAUGAAGGCCUGGUGCUACUUCUCAGCCAGCUGUGUGUGUGUCUGGCCCGGGAGCCUUCAUUGCUCGAGUUCUUCCUACAGCCACCUCCUGAGCCUGGAGCUGCCCCCCGUCUUCUCCUCUUUUCUCGCCUCGUUCCUUUCGUCCAUCGAGAGGGCACACUGGGCCAGCAGGCUCGUGAUGCCCUACUCCUGCUGAUGGCUCUGUCGGCUGGGAGUCCCACUGUGGGCCGCUACAUUGCAGAUCACUCUUAUUUUUGCCCGGUGCUGGCCACAGGGCUGAGUGCCCUGUACUCCUCACUGCCCCGAAAGAUUGAGGUUCCGGGGGAUGAUUGGCACUGCCUGCGACGGGAAGACUGGCUGGGCGUGCCAGCCCUUGCGCUGUUCAUGAGUUCCCUAGAAUUCUGCAAUGCAGUCAUUCAGGUGGCUCACCCUUUGGUGCAGAAGCAGUUAGUUGAUUAUAUCCAUAAUGGGUUUCUGGUGCCUGUCAUGGGCCCUGCCUUGCACAAGACCUCUGUGGAGGAGAUGAUUGCCAGUACCGCGUAUCUGGAACUUUUCCUGCGGAGUAUCUCAGAGCCUGCUUUGCUCCGUACCUUCCUGCGGUUCCUGCUGUUACACCGGCAUGACACCCACACCAUCCUUGACACCCUCGUUGCCCGUAUUGGCAGCAACUCCCGGGUAUGGCCCCUACCUCUGUCCUGGCUUACCUGGCUCUGCAUGGUCUCUCUGAGUCUCUUCAGGACCCUACUGAACCUCAGUUGUGAGGAUGUCCUGCUGCAGCUGGUUCUCAGGUAUCUUGUCCCAUGUAACCAUGUGAUGCUGAGCCAGAAGCCAGCUGUACGUGAUGUGGACCUAUAUGGACGAGCGGCAGACAAGUUUCUCUCCCUAAUCCCCCGCUGUUGUCGGCAUCAUGCCCCUAGCCCACCCCGUCCAGAGCAUGCCUCAUGGGCACGAGGUGGGCCUAGCAGAGAGGCAGGGAGAAGGGAGGACACCACGGGCCCUGGAAGCCCAAGUGUUGACUCCUCUUCUGUGGUGACAGUGCCCCGGCCCUCCACACCAUCUCGUCUGGCCCUGUUCCUGCGACAGCAGAGUCUGGGUGGCUCGGAAUCCCCAGUUCCAGCCCCUCGCUCACCAGGGCUUGCUGCAUCCCCAGCCUCCAGCCCUGGCCGAAGGCCCAGCCCUGUGGAGGAGCCUGGUGAGCUGGAAGACAAUUACCUGGAGUAUCUGCGUGAGGCACGCCGUGGUGUGGACCGGUGUGUCCGAGCCUGCCGUACCUGGUCUGCCCCAUAUGAUGGCGAGCGGCCCCCUCCUGAGCCCAGUCCUGUUGGCUCCCGGACUAAGAAACGCAGCCUACUGCCUGAGGAGGACAGGGACACUGUGGGGGAAGGGGAGGAAGAAGAGCUGGGGAGUGGGGGGCUUGCUGGGGGUUCAGGGGAGGGCCCUGGCCUACUGCCUGCUCCCCAGCUCAAUGGGGUGCCAGGACCAUGGCCUGAGGGGGCCAAGAAGGUUCGUCGGGUACCUGAGGAGGGAGCUGGGGAACUGCCAGAGGGCACCUCCGAGGGCAUGGUAGGACUAGAGGGCUUUGGGCAGGAGCUCCGGGAACUGGAAGUGGCAUUGAGCAAUGGGGGGGCUGGCUCAGAACCCCUGCUAGAGCCUCCACUACCUCUUGAGGAGGAGGAGGCCUAUGAGAGCUUCACCUGUCCCCCUGAGCCCCCUGGCCCCUUCCUCAGCAGCCCUUUGCGGACUCUCAACCAGCUGCCAAGCCAGCCCUUCACUGGCCCCUUCAUGGCUGUGCUCUUUGCCAAACUCGAGAACAUGCUGCAGAACUCCGUCUAUGUCAACUUCCUGCUGACGGGGCUGGUGGCCCAGCUGGCCUGUCACCCCCAGCCCCUGCUCCGCUCUUUCCUGCUCAACACCAACAUGGUCUUCCAGCCCAGUGUCAAGUCCCUGCUGCAGGUGCUGGGUUCUGUGAAGAAUAAAAUUGAGAGCUUUGCGGCCUCCCAGGAGGACUUCCCAGCACUGCUAUCCAAAGCCAAGAAGUACCUCAUUGCCCGUGGCAAGUUGGACUGGGCUGAAGGCCCUGCAGCAGGACCUGCCCCCCGCCGCUCUGAUCCCUUAGUGAAGAGCCGGAGGCCGUCCUUGGGGGAGUUGCUCCUGCGGCAUGCACACAGUCCAACCAGGGCCCGGCAGGCGGCACAGUUGGUUCUUCAGCCUGGGAGAGACGGCGCAGGACUUGGCCUAGGUGGGGGCUCCCCUGGGGCUUCAACUCCAGUUCUGCCCCCUCGGGGUGGGGCCCCUGAGCGCCAAGGUGAGGCUCUGCGAGUCAAGAAUGCGGUCUACUGUGCAGUCAUUUUCCCUGAGUUUCUCAAGGAAUUGGCUGCCAUCUCCCAAGCCCAUGCUGUCACCUCGCCUUUCUUGUUGGAUACUUCAGAGGAGGGAUCUGGCCCUCCUGUCUCAGGCUUUGGGCCCCUCAAUCCUUAACUUUCUUCCAUGGACAAUCAGGGCCUCACAUGGCCUGGGCUGGGGCCGGGUUAUAGGCUCCUUUUUAUGUUUGGAGGCAGUGGCAAGAGGACUUUUUAAUUUAUUUCCAAUGAAUGUUUUAUGGAGAACUUGUUGCAAUAUGUAUAAAAGGGAAAUCUCUAUUCUGUGCUCA